Molecule: messenger RNA, 3473 nt
Organism: Sceloporus undulatus (fence lizard)
Lineage: Eukaryota; Metazoa; Chordata; Lepidosauria; Squamata; Phrynosomatidae
Gene: LINGO1
Product: leucine rich repeat and Ig domain containing 1
Exons: 6
Coding region: 1240-3084 (614 amino acids)
Cellular component (GO): extracellular region; extracellular matrix
Molecular function (GO): protein binding
Source: RefSeq, a predicted model, not a curated record
ACACACUCCUCCAUCCCUCCUCCCCCAUCCCUCCAUUCUCUCCCCCCUCUCUAUCCCUCCAUCCCUGUCUCCAGAGGGGCGGCUGUCUCCGCCUGAUGUCAUCCGCAGCAGCUGCGCGAUCGAACCGGGAAGAGGGAGGACCGCGCCGCCAGUCCAGCCGCAGCAUCCUCAGCAGCAUCCUUAACUGCAUCCUUCGCAGCAUCCUUCGCUGGACCACUUUGGCAUCCUGGCUGGAAAACCCCCAAAGGCGGCUGCAAUGAUGAAGAAGACAAUGUGAAGGGGGAGAGGAGAGGAGAGCUACCUCUUUCCUUCCCUCUUUCUUUUCCUUUCUUCUUUCUUUCCUUCUUUUUCCUUUCUUUUUUUCCUUCCCUCCAUCCUUAGGAGAAGGAGGAGGUGCAAGGAAGAGAUCAGGAAAGGAUGCUGGCUUCGGACAACCUUGAACCUUUGCCUUUUCCCCUUCCUCCUCCACCUCCAUCACCACCACCACCUUCUGCCCAGACCUGUCCUCGGGCGUCCUGGUAAUUGGGGACGGAAAUACCCCCCCACACCAAGGAAAGGGACCACAAAAGCCAGGGAUUAUAUAUAUCUCCUAUAUAUAUAGGAGAUUUUGCUUCUUUUUGCUGGGCACUUGGUGGGCUUUUUCCCUUUCCCACCCAGACAUGGUCUCUCCUUGAAAUCCUUCAACGGAGGUUCUUUGUCCUCUUACUUUGGGAUUCCCUGGAAUCUUAACCCAGUUCUCCAGAAGUUGGAGUCGUCUCCAUUCACACGUUCGGGGGAACGCAGGACAGGCACAAUGGUUUCCUGCAUUGGGACAUUAUGAACAGUUCUGGGAGUUCAGCAUCCCAAUGAAAUAGAUUCCCCUUUUCAAGAACUGCAUGCUUAUAGUGGACCUUGUAAUGGACAUAGAUCAUUUGAUUUAAACUUGUUCAACAUCAAGUGAACAGAGAGCCUCUGGGAAUCUCAUUUCUGGAAGUCUCUGGAAACUCCAGCUUGUAUCCUUGGAUUCUGCAAAGGUCUCUCAUCUACGCUGAAGAUCCAGGGUGCUUUAUUUUUGUUACUGGUCUUAAGCUUCAUCCUGGGAUUUCUCCAUGGUGAGUUGAACAAGCUUGCUGGAUUAUCUGCUGAGGAACUUCCCAGACAGUGCAUGACUGGAAAAGAAAGGAGAGGAUAACACCCACGGCGCCUCCAGCAACCAAUCCACCAACAUCCCAACACCAUCUUAUUCGGGUGAAAGAUAGGAUGGUGCUGGGCGACUUGAGCAUGUAUAGCCCAAUCCUGGCCUGCUGGCAGCCGAUCCUCAUCUUGAUGUUGGGUUCCAUACUUUCAGGCUCUGCAACGGGUUGCCCACCCCGCUGUGAUUGUUCUGCCCAGGAGCGCUCCGUGCUUUGUCACCGGAAGCGGUUGAUGGCCGUCCCCGAGGGCAUCCCCACGGAGACAAAGCUCUUGGACUUGGGCAAGAACCGCAUCAAGACUCUCAACCAAGAUGAGUUUGCCAAUUUUCCUCACUUGGAGGAGCUGGAGUUAAAUGAGAACAUUAUCAGUGCCAUCGAGCCGGGGGCUUUCAAUAACCUUUUCAACCUCAGGACUCUGGGUCUCAGGAGCAACCGGCUCAAACUUAUCCCCCUGGGGGUGUUCACUGGACUCAGCAAUCUUACCAAGUUGGACAUUAGUGAGAAUAAAAUUGUGAUUCUCCUGGACUAUAUGUUCCAGGACUUGUACAACCUCAAGUCUUUGGAGGUCGGGGAUAAUGACCUGGUGUAUAUCUCCCAUCGGGCCUUCAGUGGUCUCAACAGCUUAGAACAGCUGACCUUGGAAAAAUGCAACUUGACCACCAUCCCCACGGAAGCACUCUCUCACUUGCACGGCUUAAUUGUGCUACGGUUGCGCCACCUGAACAUCAACGCCAUCAGGGAUUACUCCUUUAGGAGGCUCUACAGACUCAAAGUGCUUGAGAUUUCACACUGGCCCUACCUAGAUACCAUGACAUCCAAUUGCUUGUAUGGACUCAACUUGACAUCCUUGUCCAUCACCCAUUGCAACCUGACUACCAUCCCUUAUGUCUCCUUGAGGCACUUGGUUUAUCUCAGGUUCCUGAACCUGUCCUACAACCCCAUUAUCACCAUCGAAGGGUCCAUGCUUCAUGACCUACUCAGGCUUCAAGAGAUACAGCUGGUGGGUGGCCAGCUCACUGUGGUGGAACCAUAUGCUUUUCGGGGUCUGAAUUAUUUGCGUAUCUUAAACGUUUCAGGGAACCUCCUGAACACCUUGGAAGAGUCUGCUUUCCACUCAGUGGGGAACCUGGAAACUCUUAUCAUAGACAACAAUCCCUUGGCCUGUGACUGUCGACUCCUCUGGAUUUUCCGACGUCGCUGGAGGCUAAAUUUCAACAAACGGCAGCCCACCUGUGCAACCCCUGAAUUUGUCCAGGGAAAAGAGUUCAAGGACUUCUCUGAGGCACUCCUGCCCAACUACUUCAUCUGCCGCCGGUCCCGGAUACGGGAUCGCAAACCCCAACAGAUCUUUGUGGAUGAGGGACACACGGUGCAGUUCAUCUGCCGUGCGGAUGGAGACCCACCCCCCACCAUCACGUGGCUUUCACCAAGGAAGCACCUCAUCACUACCAAAACCAAUGGGCGGCUCACCGUCUUCCCCGAUGGCACAUUGGAGGUGCGCUACGCGCAGAUCCAGGACAAUGGCACCUACCUAUGCAUCGCCAGCAACGCUGGAGGCAAUGACACCAUGCUGGCCCACCUGCACGUCCGCAGCUACUCCCCAGACUGGCCCCAUCAAGCCAAUAGGUCCUUUGCUUUCAUCUCCAACCAACCCAAUGAGAGUGACACCAACAGCACGCGUGCCACCGUGCCUUUUCCCUUUGACAUCAAGACCCUCAUCAUUGCCACCACCAUGGGUUUCAUCUCUUUCCUGGGGGUAGUACUCUUCUGCUUGGUGCUCCUCUUCCUUUGGAGCAGGGGCAAAGGCAACACCAAGCACAACAUUGAGAUCGAAUACGUCCCACGCAAGUCUGAUGCAGGCAUCAGCUCGACUGCUGAUGCACCCCGCAAAUUCAACAUGAAAAUGAUUUGAGGAAAAAGCAAUUGACAAGACUCCAUAUAAAGGAGUGGGUUUUUAAAAUAAUAAUAAUAAUAAUAUAACAAUAACAAUAAUACUGAAAAAUGAUGCAACAAGCAUACCCACUUCUCCAACCAGCUCCCUGACCUUGGUUCUGUUUCCCACAAUCCUGCAUCACUUUAUUCUCGUCCUCUAUGUGAAAACGUUCCGCUGACGUCUCCAGAACUUUCCAUGUUUGUAGGACAUGUUCUGACAGAUGCCGGGUGUCAAUCCUAACAAGAAGAGGCAAUCACAAACAAACAACAAUCAAUAAAAAGUUACGAACUCCCUCUGUAACUUUUUGGUUUCAAUAAUUAUGGAUUUUUAUGAAAACUUGAAAUAAUAAAAAAAAACUAUUUCCUAUA